Messenger RNA from Andrographis paniculata, 4372 nucleotides. Its product is annotated as COP1-interacting protein 7. Bases 241 to 4140 code for a protein of 1299 amino acids. NCBI's taxonomy places the organism in Eukaryota, Viridiplantae, Streptophyta, Magnoliopsida, Lamiales, Acanthaceae. The transcript has 14 exons. The record is from RefSeq and is a predicted model, not a curated record.
ACGUACUCACACACUCAUUUCUCUCUCUCACACACUCAUUUCUCUGUCAAAUCUCUCUCCCUUGUCUCUCACACACACUCCUUUCUCUGGCAGAUUUCUCUCUCACAGACAGCUUUCCUCACUCCCUGCGGAUGUGCUUACAGCUUUUGCACACAUGGUGUAAAUGCAGGCGACUUUGUUAAUCGGAAAGUGGGUUCUAGUUUCCCCGCGAGAUCUGAAGCAGUGGUGUGAAUUGAUGCAAUGAGGUCGAGUACUUGGCUUAGUUCGGUGGUGUUUCAGCUCACUCCAACUCGAACGAGGUGUGAUUUGAUUAUCAUUGCCAACAAUAAGAGAGAGAAAAUUGCAUCGGGGUUGUUAAAUCCAUUUCUUGCACACCUAAAGACUGCUCAGGAUCAGAUUGCUAAAGGCGGUUAUUCAAUUGUUCUAGAGCCAGCAUCUACCGGUGAUACAUCAUGGUUCACAAAGGCCACUCUAGAAAGGUUUGUUCGUUUUGUGAGCACUCCAGAAAUCUUGGAGCGUGUCUACACAAUAGAAACUGAGAUCUUACAAAUUGGGAAGGCAAUUGCCAUACAGAGCAGCAAUGAAAUUGGGCAAAGCAUUGUGGUGGAUAGCCACAAACAAAAAUCUUUGGGCGUGUAUGAAGAUCUAUGGACAGGUGAAAAAUCUGUGCCCAAUGCUGAUGAAGAGAAGGCAAUUGUUCUAUACACGCCUGGGGCACCACCGCCUGAAGCCAGUGGAUCAUCCUUGGAGGAGGGAAAUUCAAAAGUUCAGCUUUUGAAAGUCCUCGAGAACCGCAGGACAGCGCUACAAAAAGAGCAAGGAAUGGCUUUUGCACGUGCAGUGGCAGCAGGUUUUGACAUUGAUGACAUAGCACCCCUUAUAUCAUUUUCCGAGUGCUUUGGAGCAAUGCGUUUAAUGGAAGCAUGCACAAGGUUCCAAGAUAUCUGGAAGAAGAAGCAUGAAACAGGACAAUGGCUUGAUAUUGAGGCAUCAGAAUCAGUGGGCACUCAACCAGACUUUGCUUCAAUUAAUGCAUCUGGCAUUAUUCUCUCUAGCACACCCAACAAUCAUGACCACCCGGACAAUGAGCCAGCAGCAGCGGAUAAUGGGAAAUCAGGUUCAACAAGUAAUGCUGCAGAUCGCAUGGCUCCAAAUGGCCAGCAGGAAUAUAUUCAAGGGCAAUUUCCGCACUUUUUAUUUCCACAGUGGCCUAUACAUGCACCGCCUGGUGCUCAACCAGUAUUUCAAGCAUAUCCUGUGCAAGGCAUGCCAUACUAUCCACCUUAUACAGGUAAUGGUCUUGUGUUUCAGCCACCACACCAACCUAUGGAGCAGUCUCUGUCAAAUUUUGGUCCCCAAUCAAGCCAGAUCAGACAAUCUGAUGAUGCUGUGGGCGGUAAUCCUGGGACAGAGACAUUGGAGACUAAUGGAACAAGAUCUUUAGAUGAUACAUCAUUCAAUGCAGAAGUUUCACACAGUCGAAAAUCACGAAAAAAUGCUGGAAGUUCAAACAGAAAGCAAUCGGGCAUGGUUGUCAUACGAAACAUUAAUUACAUUGCUAAAGAGAAUAACUCUGAUAGUGAAACAAAUUCAGGUUCACAUUUGGAUGAAGAUACUGAAAAUGAGUCCUCCGAGGGUGACCGUCAAGAAGUGAGCCAUCAAAAUAAGAAUAAGAAGAGACCCUUCAAACAAGGAGUAACUUAUCCAAAGUCCAAGGAGAAGUUGAGUUCAAACAACGACGAGACAGCCAUGUUUGGAAUAGAUGGAGAUAAUAAACAAUGGCAGGCAUUUCAAGAUUGUUUAUUAAGGGGAGGUGAUGAAGAUGCUCAUACUGACAGAAGAACUAAUGCUUUGGACAAGGAUGGUAAGUUAAAGAAGCAUGUUGCAGGUGAUGAUCCAUUGGCUCAUGGUGUGCGAGAUUUUAGUGAAAUUCAAGAUGGUAAGAUGAGAGAUAUUCACAGAAUCAGUGGACGUGGUGGUUCUCGGCUCAAGGGGUCACGUGAUGAGCUUCUAUCUUAUAGUGUGGCUAAUGACCUGAGAGAAAAAAAUGACCAAAUGGAUAUUCAAUUUUCAGAAACCGGCGGGAGGAAGAUUUUAUCCAGGACAACACAUGAAGACUUUAUGAUUGGCAAUCAACAUAAGCAGGCUGAUUUGAGAAAUUCAUCACAAUCACUGGCUGUGAACUGUUUUGAGGGUGCUAAUAAGAUAGACAGAGACUAUUCUCGUGGAAUGGCUGAUGAAAGUUUGGUUGUGCCAUUUAGGUCGAUGUCGAUUGAUGAAGGAGCUGAUGGAGCGGGUAUUGAUAUAGAUUCUGAGAUUCCAUCUAAAUAUCAGAAGUUAGAAUCAGGAGGAAAUAAGAACAAAGUUAAUUAUGAGCCUAAUGAUUUAAGUCUGAUGCCUGAACGAAGAACUGAUAAGAGUUCAUUUGGGUAUGACCUUGCUCUGGACUAUAAAAUGCAAGUCUAUGCCCAAGGGUCUCAGGAGAAAGGCAAAAGAGCUGUUGCUGAUGUGAAGGUCAGUGGCGUGAGGAGAUUAGAUAAGGAGCGAAGGUCAAAGAUUACCUCAGAUUCUGUAAAUAAGCAAAGAACUGGAGGUCCUGUGAGGAAGAACAGUUCAUCAAUGAUGAGUGCUACAGAAGAUGCAAGGGCCCGUGCUGAAAGCCUAAGAUCCUAUAAAGCUGAGCUGCAGAAAUUGAAGAAAGAGAAGGAACAAGCAGAAGUAAAGCGGCUAGAGGCUUUAAAGCAGGCAAGGCAAAAGAGGAUUGCAGCUAGAGGAGGUUCUAUCUCUGUAAAGUCAUCCACACCAUCUCCUCAGACAAAGCAACAGCUGCCCAAGAUUUCGCCUGCAACUAAUCGAGUAUCGAAGUUCAGCGAUUCUGUGCCCGGUUCAUCAUCUCCCUUGCAGAGAUCCAAAGUUAGAACUUCACUUGGAUCAAGUGAACCUAGUAAAGUUACCAAAACUGGUAAAUUAGGUGAGGGUAGCCACUCAGCUGGGAAUAGAUUGACCAGGUCCUCUUCGACAUUGUCUGAGACAAAAAGAGAAAAGACUAGUGUUUCUAAUUCUAAGGCAUCCAUAUCUCGGAUCAGAAGGUUAUCAGAACCCAAAACAAUGACAAGUUCUCCUGUUACUACAACGAAAUCCCAGAGUGCUGAUGGAGUAUUGAAGAGGAAAUUGUUUCAUGGGCCUGGAAAGAACAAAGUGUCUGCUAUCAUUGACCUUGAUAGACGUAAAGCUGCAACUCUUCCAGAAUUGAAGAUCAAGACGACAAAGCCACAAGAAACUACAGGUAAUAACAAAUCACUGGAUGACACACAGAAGGCAAAUGGAACAAAGUCAUCAGUGCUUCCAAAACAUGGUGAACCAAAUGUAAGCAAUACCAGUAGAGCUCAUCGAAUUGAUGCCGAAGACAACCCAAUAGUUGAUAAAAGUGUUUUGGUGCUUGAGACUGAGAAGCCUUCUCUUCCAACUUUGCAUCCAUCAGAAGCAAAGACAGGGUUACUGAAUCAACAACAUUAUAGUCGUGGAAAAGGAGAAAAAACAAGCAUGGUAUCCGAGUCAGCUCGCGCACCUUCUCCUCCAACACUGGAUAAACAGCCCGUAACUUUUGAAGUCCAAAAGCAGUCAGUUCGUAGUGAGGUUCCAAGCUUCGCUAACACGACUGGUGAUGGAAAAUCUUACCAGGCUCCUCAUGCUCGGGUUUCCUCUCUGGAAGACCCUUGCACUCAUCAGUCGGAUUAUGGAAAAGCACCAUUGGUACGUUCAGAAGUGCCAUUACGAGCUGAAGAUAAUGUCAGAACACAUGUUACUGAUUUAAAACCCCCCAAAAUGGACAAAUAUCAAGUGGAAUCGGAGAAGGCUUGUGUAAAGGAUUCGCCCAAAGGUUUGAGACGCCUAUUGAAGUUUGGAAAGAAGAGUCACACUUCAUCAUCAAUGGAUCACAGUUUUGACUCGGAUGGCACCGGUGUUGACAGUGAAAGUGCAAAAAAGAUGGCUUCAACAAGUCAAGCUCACACACUGAAGAACCUAAUUUCUCACGACGACGUCCCUCCUGCAGGAAAUGCUUCACAAAAGAGUUCUCGUCAUUUCUCUUUGUUGUCUCCUUUUUGGAGCAAAACGAGCGAAAAGAAACAAGCAUCGUAGAUCUUCAAUAUAUCAAGGUAAAUGUCCUUUCUUAGAUAUAUAUCAAGUGUGUAAUUACAAGUCACAUAUAUACUUCAAACAUCACUGUUUCAUAACAUGCUUUUCAUUCAUAUGUGCUACUUUGUCACCUCGAGCCGUACUAUAUUGCGUACACUACAGUAUCUUGUCGAUUGUUUUUCAUCGUAUUCGCAUACCGGAAUUUAGAAAUGUGUUCGGUUUCUUAUGAAAGCAA